Messenger RNA from Aspergillus uvarum CBS 121591, 1174 nucleotides. RefSeq names its product HIT-like protein. The record is from RefSeq and is a predicted model, not a curated record. Gene Ontology annotation, biological process: nucleotide metabolic process. The transcript has a single exon. Bases 139 to 1125 code for a protein of 328 amino acids. NCBI's taxonomy places the organism in Eukaryota, Fungi, Ascomycota, Eurotiomycetes, Eurotiales, Aspergillaceae. Gene Ontology annotation, molecular function: catalytic activity.
CCCGAACCGAUCAGGGGUAAAAAUGAAGACGGCGAAAUCGAGGAAAAGGUGGCAUGACACGCAAUCAGCACUAACCCCAAAGCUACCAACCAGCCAGAUAUACACCAUCCUAAUGCCCCCCUGGACAAGCCGCCCAACAUGAACACCACCGCGAUCCAAAUCACCAUCACCAACAUGGCCGACGAUCACACCCCCAACACGACAGUCUACCAAGACGCAGACCUAACCGUCAACCUCACCCUCCGCCCCACCACCCCAGGCCACACCAUCGCGACCCUCACCACGAACAGAACCAACCUGUUCAACCUCCCCCUACCGACCUUCACUGAAGCCCUCCAAACGCUCCGCACCAUCGCCUCCCACCUCCGCAAGACAUACAAUGUCCAACGCUGCGCGCUGAUCACGACGGGGGGAACGAGCCUCUCUCUCCUGCCGCUCCACGGCCUCACCCCGCAAUGGAGCCCAGUCACGCACCCCACCCAGGAAUUCCACCCGCAGUACCCGGGGUACAUCACGUCGAAAGACGCGCCGCAGCUGCCGACCCCGCAGCUCAACACCAUCCGCAGCUCCAUCCUCUUCGCCGCCUCCCAGUCCCCGACGACCUACCACGCCGACCACACCUUCCACGGCUCGGACCCGGCCGACGCCAACCUCUUCGCGCGCAUCGUGCGCGGGGAGCUCUCCCCGCAGUGGCGCGUCUGGGAGGACGCGCGCCACGUCGCCUUCCUAACGCCGUACCCCAACACCCCCGGGUUCACGGUGGUGGUGCCGCGCGCGCACCUGUCGAGCGACAUCUUCUCACUGGCCCCGGCGGAGUAUGCCGCGCUGGUGGAGGCGGCGCACACGGUGGCGAGGCUGCUGAUCCGGGCGUUUGGGAUUGAGCGCUGCGGGAUGAUCUUCGAGGGGCUCGAGAUCGACUACGCGCAUGUCAAGCUGGUGCCCAUCCGCGGCGGCGGGGGUGAUGACUACGAUGAUGACGACUACGACCGCUACGGCAUCAGUGAGCCCUUCCAGGAGACCUAUCAGGGGUAUGUCUCCUCCUUGCCGGGGCCGAGGGUGGCAGAUGUCGGGGAGGUGGUGAGGAGGGCGGCGGAGAUUCGGGCGUUGGUCGGUUCGGAUUCUUAGCUUUGCGCUGAGAUUAGACGGGGACCCGUUAUCUAGACCUUGAUUACUU